AUGCAAGAAAAACUACCAUUUAUUUUACGUGAUCCAAUACCAGGUGAUAUGGGUAUGGUUGUUUAUCAAAAUGCUGUUUUUUAUUCAAAAGAGUUUGGUUGGGAUUCACGUUUUGAAGCUUUAGUUGCCAAAGUUGUUUCAGAGUAUAUAACAAAUUUUGAUGAAAAAUAUGAAAAAUGUUGGAUAGCAGAAAAAGAUGGUAAAAUGGUUGGUUCGAUUUUUGUUGUUAAACAGGAUGAAAAUACAGCAAAACUUAGAAUGUUAUAUGUUGAUUCAUCAGCUCGUUGUUUGGGAAUUGCAAAUAAAUUAGUUGAUGAAUCUAUAAAAUUUUCAGAGUCAGUAGGUUAUAAAAGAAUCAUUCUUUGGACAAAUAGUAUUUUAGUUGAUGCAGCUAGAAUUUAUAUAAAAUUUGGUUUUAAACUUGAAAAUGAAGAAAAACACACAAUGUUUGGACCUGAACUCACUGGUCAAACUUAUUCAAAAGAUUUGUAA
This is a messenger RNA of Dictyostelium discoideum AX4, 492 nucleotides long. RefSeq lists its product as hypothetical. The record is from RefSeq and is a predicted model, not a curated record. The coding region runs from base 1 to 492 and encodes 163 amino acids. The transcript has a single exon. Gene Ontology annotation, molecular function: acyltransferase activity, transferring groups other than amino-acyl groups; N-acetyltransferase activity; acetyltransferase activity. Lineage: Eukaryota; Evosea; Eumycetozoa; Dictyosteliales; Dictyosteliaceae.